UGAGUUAAGGCAUCGGCGCAGGUUGGACGUUCGUGCAAUAGACUUUUUGUUCUUUCAAUGUUUUGUUUGUGCGCUACUCUGUUAUUGUUCGUUGUGUCUGGUUGGAAUGUGAAUUAUUAACGGUUGUUCGACGAUAAAACAGUGUGAAUCAAAUUCGUAUAAGCGCGUUUUUGUUUGUUUAGUGAUCAUUGUUAGUAUCAAUAAUUUUAUCGUAGGCCGUAGAAAACAACGAAAUCAAUCUAUGCAAAACAAAGGAAAUCAUUGUGAACAUCGGUGAUUAUCAUUUUAUAUUGUCCCUCGCGCUCGAGUGACAAUCGAAGUCGGAGUCAAGUCGGAGCAUAACAACAACUACUAAAGUCAGCGAAGGUGUGGAGGAGAAGUGGACUUUUUUAAACAGUUUUUUUUAGGAAAUGUUUCGUGAAAGUUGGGAGCUUUCCUCUGCUUAAACUUUGUGCGACCGGUUUCGGAUACAGGGGCUUAUCUAAGGGAAUGCUCGAGUCCUCCCAUCAACCGGCGAAUGCGCACCAAUCGUGACUUGUUUACGGUCAAGAGCAGCUGAAGAAGCUAUUUCCGGUAUUUACGGAGAUCACUGUGAGAUCUGACAAGCUGACAGACGCCAGGCGAUACGUGUUUAUGUUGUGCAGGCGGUGCAUGAGUGUGAAGUACGUGUGAUUUAAUCCAUUGUGCCAACACCAUCGUGGGUAUACAGCAGUUUGUAAACAACCAAGUUUUCGACGGUAGUGAAAGUCACGUGUGAGUGAGGUGCCCGAUGUUCUAGGUUCGGAGCCAAUCAGCUAGAAGUUGUGUUUACACGUUCGAGAUUAUUUUUGUAACGCGUGGUCUGUGGCUGUAAUUUGAGUGAAGUGCAGUCGAUUGUGGAUUUGAGUUGGUUUGGGUUGCAGUGUAACGAAAUCCAGACAAAUACCAUUCCAUUAGUUUGUAUUCAUCGAUGAAUCAGCCGAAGAAAUUUAGUGCGACAAGGGGAAUUGAAACGUUUACGACAUAUGUACGCAUCAUCAUCCAUAUUUGUCGUAGACUCUUUACACUUUGGAUAGUUACACAGGAGAUUCGUUUCCAUAACGCGCCAUAACCAUCAAACGCAGCUAAACCGUAAAGUCACUACCAGAACAACUUCUCAAACGAAAACACAAUUCUACCUCAACACCUCCACCGUUCAGCGAACGGGACGAAGGAGUAAACCGCCUAGCGGCGAAAGUGAAUCAGCAGCUCGGAAGCAGAGUUACCGCACCUGAGAUAGUCGUUGGAUAACUAAUCUCGGAAAAGCACGCCAUUCCGAUGCGGUGGCAGUGAAAACGGAAACACCGCUGUGGUAAAAUUUAGUGAGUGAAAGUGUGCAGAAAAAAAAAGUUAGCAAAGAGGAAAAGGAAGUCAAGUGUUGAACCGAAGCGGCUGGCUUAGCAAUGCAGCGAAUCAGCAGUGAUUAACGCCAAAAAGUUCUCCCAACCCCAUUAGCAGCCCUGUGGUUUUCGGGUCCCCGCUUCUGGAAACACCUGUGCGUGUGUAGUGAGUGAGUGAGUUGGUUUCGGCAGACCUGAGCUCCAUCCGGUUGCCGUUUCGCGCACCGAACAGUCGUCAAUGUUGCACCACAAUAGACGCCACGGUCCGCCCUCGGCUGCUGAGUCACCAAUGAAUCAGAAGGAGCUGGAGGCUGAGCUGGACGAAUACCUUUCCGAGUACAAGUUGCAGGCGCCCAUCGAACCAAUUAGUCAUUAUGCAGACGGAGAACUUGAGGCAGAAUGGUUGAACGCCGCCGGAUUUCCUCAGCUGACCAGAGCAUUCGAAGAGGGUCGUGAACUUUCCACAACAGAGCUGGUGCCAGUCAUCGCAGGUCUCUCCACAGCACAUGCGGAAGCGGUCAAGUAUCGGGUGAAAGCGUUGAAUCGAACGGUCCGGGGGAGAACACGCAACCGGGGCAGCAAAAAACCAGACAUACGCGAUGUUUUCCGGGAUCUGGACUCAUCGAGUACCGGAACGCGCUCACGGAGUGCCACUCCAGAUUCGCUGGACUCGCUCCCGGGGGACGACAGUUGGAACAGUCCCAACGGUCCCAGCGCGAACCAACCCCACAUUCCCAGCUUUGUUUCCGUGUUUGACGGGAGCAGCGGAGCCAUUGUGCGACCGACACCUAUCCGAAGCAAACAGCAUCUGCGUCGCACACCCAGUGCGCCGUUGCGCGGCUCGGCGGAACUGUUUCGCGGGUCACAUGUACGGUGUGAUAUUCCCUUUCAUAAUGAGGGCAUAGAAUUACUAAACUUUCAGAGACUGGGAACUAUACACAUACCAAGGAUUCGUUCGGGUUCGGACCCUUCCUGUACGAUUGGAACCCAUGGUGGACAGCACAUCUCCGGCACGAGAAGCCACACCAAUUUAUACAACGACAACCAGAGCAACGAUGAUUCAGGCAACUCAUCAUCAGAACAGAGCCCCCCAAACUCUCCUCCACGGAGUAGUCUGCUCUGUUCAGUUGAGAACUCCCCACUGCGUUCGUCUUUCGAACCGGUCAGCUUCGAGGGCAUGAUCAAGCAAACUUCAUCGUCCCACGAGUCGUGCCACAAACUCUGGCAGUUGCAGGGCCUACGCGAAUCGUGCUGCGACAUCGAUCAGGUGUCCGAGGGGGACGUCAAACGGUUGCAGCCACUGUUGUGGCUGGAGCUGGCCUCUCUAUUCGACAAGAACCAUGUCGCGCUGGACAAACGGAAACCGUUCAAACGAAAACGAAAGGAGGAGGGCAAUGUCUUUGGAGUGUCACUGAACGCGCUGGUGAGACGAGAUCAACAGAUAACUGGUGAGGAUACUACCCUGGUGCCUCUAAUAUUGCAAGCGAUCUUAUCCGAGCUAAGGUUACGCGGUGCUAAAGAGGAAGGCAUUCUGCGAGUGCCCGGACAUAAGCAAAAGACCGAGACACUUUACAACGAGAUUGAGCACAAUUUCUACUACAAACCGGAGAAAGUAGAACCGCUGUUCAAGAAGGCGGGCGUUCAUGAUCUUAGCGCAUUGUUGAAACGUUGGCUACGAGAACUACCUCAACCACUUUUAGCAAAUGACCUUGUGCAUUUAUUCUAUCAAACCAACCUUCUACCUCCUCACGAUCAGUAUAAGGCACUGUCAGUGCUUUGUCAACUGUUACCACACGAGAACCGUAAUACGCUGCGGGAAUUGCUCCUUUUCUUCAGGCUAGUCGUGGAGCUACAGGAAUCCAACAAGAUGUCCCAACAGAACGUUGCCACCAUUAUUGCGCCGUCAUUAUUUCCUCCGAGGUUUAUCCAUCCACCGGACAAAAGUGACAUCGGGGCCCAAGUCCGAAUGGCAGCCCAAUGUUGUCAUCUGACCAACGUACUCAUCACGAUCGCUGACGAACUCUGGCUGGUACCCAACCGUUUGAUAGAGCAAAGCAAAAUGAUCAAUAAAAACGGCCAGCCCAAGCGGCAGCUAACACGCAAAACCAAAAACUUUCCUACCAGCAGCGGUGAUUUUGUCAUCGAUGCCAACCAUAUUCAUAGAUUAGUCAUCUAGGAUAGAGCGGAGACCAACCAAUACUUCUUAAGAGAGCAACAUUUUCCCAUAAGGCUUCUAAUCUAACGUUAGACUACUUUAUCUACCACCGCAACAGUUUCGUCUGCAUCGACGGAAGAAACGCUAGUUGCAACAACAACAACAAAAAGUGAACUCGCUAUUGUGGAAAACGUUAAACAUAGUCGUACUUAAGUGGGAAUGCGUGCGUGUUGUUAGAAGGCUACUUUUACUUCGACAGCCCAUUUCCUCCUACUCGCUAUUUCGCUAAUUAUUCCACGAUUGAAUAAUUUGUUUUAAUACGUAUGCGCGUGUGGUCCGUGUCAUUUCCCGUUUCAUGUUCCAAUGAAGGAUUUAUCUGUACACCAUAGCUCAACAUAUCUUCGAUGUGAGUGAGAAUAACUGAAAAGAAAGUAACCUACCGUUUAAAUCUAGCUUUGAAUGUUUGCGCGGAAAUAUUGGAGCCAUUUUAGCACCUCUCUAUUAUAUAGUCAGAACCGUGCGGAACGAACCAACAGGUAAUGUAUCCUUAUGAUAGAAAAUACCAGAGCAUACGUAAGUUACAUUUCCGAGCAGUAGCCAUCGUAACGUGUAUUCAAUAUGAUAUUAUAGUCAAUGAGUGUAUAUAACAUAACUAUAGUUGCGCUGUACAUAAAAGUGUUCCCGGAGAUACGAAUAAAUAUGAACAGAUUAAGA
Messenger RNA from Toxorhynchites rutilus septentrionalis, 4227 nucleotides. It is a transcript of the gene conu, whose product is annotated as rho GTPase-activating protein conundrum. The record is from RefSeq and is a predicted model, not a curated record. The coding region runs from base 1597 to 3534 and encodes 645 amino acids. Gene Ontology annotation, molecular function: GTPase activator activity. The transcript has 12 exons. Gene Ontology annotation, biological process: regulation of small GTPase mediated signal transduction; signal transduction; regulation of actin filament polymerization. Lineage: Eukaryota; Metazoa; Arthropoda; Insecta; Diptera; Culicidae. Gene Ontology annotation, cellular component: cytoplasm.